Coccomyxa subellipsoidea C-169 is the source of this 366-nucleotide messenger RNA. RefSeq lists its product as hypothetical. The record is from RefSeq and is a predicted model, not a curated record. Bases 1 to 366 code for a protein of 121 amino acids. The transcript is spliced from 2 exons. NCBI's taxonomy places the organism in Eukaryota, Viridiplantae, Chlorophyta, Trebouxiophyceae, Coccomyxaceae.
AUGCAGUCACUGCCGCCACGGGCGCAGAAGCCACAGCCGCAGACCUCGCAGACCUCGCUGCGGUUGAAGGGCUGUUUGAGAGAGUUUUGGGCUCUGCGGAUAAGGGUGCUGAGAGCGGGUCCGACACAGAAUGCAGCGCUGCAGAAGGAGCACGGCAGGAGGCGGAAGGCGUGCCCGGAUUCUACAUGUACGACCCGCGCGCUGCUUAGGCUGCUGUUCACAAUGUUUGAGUGCGACCUGAGCGGCGCGCACUUGGGCGGCCACGUGGACAUGAUGCUGAGGGAUGGCGCUCCGCGGCGGCUGACGGCUGUCGUGCACAUCAUCGCCUAUGAAAAUAUGGCGAUUGGUAUCUACCAGCUGCUUUAG